AACUUGAACCAACCAAUCCAAUUUGAAAAAAAACCGAACCAACUUAAACUAUAAUCUAAAACUACCCACGGCAUCAUGCAAUCAGUAGAGAGGCGAGACUUCAAACCCACGACCAGUGGCAACGAUGAACGCCAGGGACGGCGGUGAUGCAGAUAGCGCCGAUGGUGGUGAUAGAUGCAGACAGAGCGGCAACUUGCGAGUGAUGUAGAUGCGUUGGGUGAUGGGUGGUAGUUGGGUCUGAAACUCGGGUCUGGUCUAGUGAACUCGAACAGUAAGAACUUAGCUGGAAUGGUGACCCUUACAACAAAUGGGCUGGGUGAUGGGUGAUGGGUGAUGGGUGAUGGGUGAUGAUCGACGACGUUGAGUAAGGCAACCGCCGACAAGCACAAAUACCACUUCUGACGAGUGAGAAUCAAACAGCUGCAAACCUGCACGCAACGCUGGGUUAUUGUUGACGAGUGGCUAAGGCUCGAAUUUGCAAACACAACUAUUUCAACUGGAAGUAGGAUGCACCGUUGAAGUUGACAGCUAGGGUUUCGGCAGGGAUCGAGGCUAGGGUUUUUUUCCUAGGGCCGUUUUACCCUAAUUGUGAGUGCAUCGACGACAAGUUUGACUUCUCUUGAUUCUCAUGGAAUUUACUUGUUUAAGCAAAGGUGGAUGUUUCUAUUUCCCACCAUGUCAUAUGCUCAAUGUUUUUGGGUUUCGAAUCCAAAUUGACUGCCCUAUGGACUUUUCAGCUCUCCCUAUUUUCUCCCCCGUUCCUUUUGAUUUUGAUGUUCUUUCAAAUAAAGAAAUAUCAAGUUAUCCAGGCCAUGGUUCUCUCAAUUUGGAAAAUGUGUCUGAGGAGAAAACUGAAAAGCCACUUGAUGUGGGUUCUUUGAUAAAAGCAGAGCCUUGCUACAAAAUCAUUAAGAACUUGUGCCUCUGGAACCCAUCUUUCACUAAUAUUAUUUUGAUUUCUAGUCCAAUGGGCAUGUUAGGACUACCCUUUUUGACUCGAGAGAAGGGGUUCUGUGCAAAGAUAUAUGCGACAGAAGCAACUGCAAGACUUGGAAAGAUUAUGAUGGAUGACCUUGUUGCAAUGCAUAUGGAAUUCAAACAGUUUUAUGGAUCUGAAGAUGAUGGUAUCUCGCAGUGGAUGAGGCAGGAAGAGCCAAAGCUGCUUCAUCGUGCGCUAAGAGAAGUGGCUUUUGGGCAGGACGGAGCAGACCUUGGGGUUUGGAUGCCCAUGUACAGUGCAGCUGACAUUAAGGAUUGCUUGCAGAAGGUUGAAACUCUUAGAUAUGGGGAAGAAGCAUGCUAUAAUGGUGCGCUAGUUAUAAAGGCAUUCAGCUCUGGUCUUGAAAUUGGCGCUUGUAACUGGACUAUUAAUUGCCCAAAGAGAGACAUUGCAUAUAUUUCAAGUUCCAUCUUUUCUUCCUCUAAUGCAAUGGAUUUUGAUUACCUUGCUCUUCAAGAGGAGACAAUUAUUUAUUCUGAUUGCUCAUCUCUGGAACUUACGAAUGAUGUAGAGAACAAUACAAGAGUACCACUUAUAGACAACUUAUUGGCGCUCAGUAAUGAGGAACCUUUGGCUAAUUUAUUGUGUGAUCCUGCUGAGACCAUGGAUGAAUUAGAAAAACUUUCAUUUAUCUGUUCUUGUGCUAUCCAAUCCGUUGAAUCUGGUGGUUCAGUCCUUAUUCCUAUCAAUCGAUUUGGUUUAACCCUACAACUUCUAGAGCAGAUAUCAGCUUCACUAGAUUAUUCAAAUCUGAAGGUUCCUAUAUAUUUGAUUUCUUCUGUAGCCGAGGAGUUGUUGGCAUUUGUCAAUGUUAUACCAGAAUGGUUAUGCAAGCAAAGACAACAAAAGUUAUUUUCUGGAGAGCCAAUGUUUGCAUUUGAUGAGCUCCUUAAAGAGAAAAAGCUUCAAGUAUUUCCUGCUGUUCAUUCACCCAAAUCAUUAUUAAACUGGCAGGAACCAUGUAUUGUAUUUUGUCCUCACUGGAGCUUACGACUUGGUCCGGUGGUCCACUUGCUUCAACGUUGGUGUGGGGAUCCUAGCUCUUUACUUGUUCUAGAGAAGGGACUUGAUAUUGAGCUUGCUCUCUUACCGUUUAGGCCAAUGACUAUGAAGGUCCUUCAAUGUUCAUUCCAAUCUGGUAUAAAGUUGGAGAAGGUACGACCGUUGCUGAAGGUCUUGCAGCCAAAAGUUGCCGUGCUUCCUGAGAAUUUGAGCCGGCUGAUCAAUACAAAUACAGAAUCAUUCACGGUCUUUUCGUACUCUGAAGGCGAAACCUUACGUGUACCAAACUUGAAAGACAGUUUAGAAUUAGAGAUCACUUCAGACUUGGCUACGAGUUUCUGUUGGCGAAAGUUGCAUCAAGGAAAUAUAAACAUCGCAAGAUUGAAAGGAGAGCUCUCAUUAAAUUGUGGGAAAUUCAAGUUGUUCCCUGAAAAUACGCAAGUAGACACGGAGCAGAGGCCACUAAUACACUGGGGUCGGCCAGAUUUGGAAAAGCUUCUGACUCUGUUAUCGAAGAUGGGCAUUGAGGAUUCUCUACAGCCAGAAAUAUCUGAUGCUGAGUCGAGCAACGUUCGUGUAAUACGCAUACAUGAUCCUACUAGAGGUGUGAUAGAAAUCCAGGAGUCGAGGACUAUAAUUAGUGUUGCUGAUAAGACAUUAUCUGCUCGAAUUUUCGAUGCUCUAAAUAGUGUCUUGGAUGGAGUUUAGCAAAGACUCGCCUACUUUUAGCAAAUUUACCUUGCACCGGAUGGGUAUGACAUGAAGAGAUGAAGUUUGAAUCGGAAUGGCACAACAAAGUUUCUUGUUCGUUUUUUCUUGGUGUGAUAUAAAAGGAUAAAAGUGCUAUUUAGAUAUGAAUUUAAAAGUCGAAUAACUGAUUA
This is a messenger RNA of Benincasa hispida (wax gourd), 2883 nucleotides long. RefSeq names its product integrator complex subunit. The record is from RefSeq and is a predicted model, not a curated record. Gene Ontology annotation, cellular component: integrator complex. Gene Ontology annotation, biological process: snRNA 3'-end processing. Lineage: Eukaryota; Viridiplantae; Streptophyta; Magnoliopsida; Cucurbitales; Cucurbitaceae.